This is a messenger RNA of Sitodiplosis mosellana (orange wheat blossom midge), 908 nucleotides long. Its product is annotated as ankyrin-3-like. The record is from RefSeq and is a predicted model, not a curated record. Gene Ontology annotation, biological process: protein localization to ciliary inversin compartment. Gene Ontology annotation, molecular function: protein binding. The transcript has 9 exons. Gene Ontology annotation, cellular component: ciliary inversin compartment. NCBI's taxonomy places the organism in Eukaryota, Metazoa, Arthropoda, Insecta, Diptera, Cecidomyiidae. The annotation marks the transcript as partial.
AUCAUGUGAAAGUUGCAGAAAUGCUCAUCGAACACGGCGCCGAUGUCAAUGCAAUUGGAUUUGAUAAUUGGACACCACUUCAAGUAGCUUCACGAAAAGGUUCGGUGAAAGUAUCAGAAGUCCUCAUCAAACACGGUGCUGACAUUAGUGCAAAAACAGAAAAAGGAAAUAUGCCACUGCAUUUAGCUGCACAAUAUGAUCAUGUGAAAAUCGGAGAAAUCCUUCUUAACCAUGGAGCUAACAUCAGUGCAUUUAGCACUGAUGGAUUCACAGCACUUCAUCUAGCCGCUCAAAAUGAUAAUGGGAAAGUCGCAGAAAUGCUCAUUGAACACGGUGCCGAUGUUAAUGCUACAGGAAGCGACAAUUGGAUGCCAAUUCAUAUGGCUGCACAGAAUAAUUCCGUGAACGUUGCCGAAAUCCUUCUCAAUCAUAGUGCUGACAUCAGUGCUAAAAACAAUGAUGAAUACAAUCCACUUCAUAUUGUUGCUCAAAAUGAUAAUGUGAGAGUCGCAGAAAUCCUCAUCAAUCAUGGUGCUGACGUGAAUGCUACAGCAAACAGUGGAAAUAUGCCACUUCAUAUCGCUGCAAAAAAUGGUCAAAUAAAAGUCGCAGAAAUUCUCAUAAAACACGGCGCUGGCAUCAAUGCAAAAAAUGAUUUGGGACACACGGCGCUCCGUAUCGCUAUAUCCACCGGUAAUGCGGGCUUCACUCUAUUCCUCAUUGAACAUGCUGCCGACGUAAAUAUUAAAGACAAUGAAGGAAGUAUGUUACUUCAUAUCGCUAUGCUAUCGGAUGAAGCUGAUAUGAAUACCGUUAAAUUUCUAAUUGAAAACGGAGCCAACGUUAACGGUACAGAUAACAAGAAUGGAUUCACACCACUUCAUUUGGCUGCACAAAAUGGUUUUUGA